AUGCAAAAAUUCCUAAUUACCUUGCCUUAUUCGGCGCACUCGACCGAUUGCGACGAGGAAAAGAACCGGUCAGAUUUCGUCGGUGCCCAAUUAUCUGCAAGAGGCCAUUUUGGUCACCAGCAUUCUGAUCAACUCGUGAUUCGAUUCCCCCCAAAUAUGGUCAAAUUGCGAGCGGCGCCGCUCGAGUCCGCGUGGUCCGCAAUUGUGGCAAAAUAUUGCGUUUUUGUCGCCAAACAUCCAUGGCACUUCAUCAUCGCGCCAACAAUUCUAACAAUUCUCCUCUCGAUCGGCAUCGUCGCGAAUUUUCGCAUCGUUCGCGGCGUCAACUAUCUCUAUGCGCCUUUGAACGCCACGUGGAAAACCGAAGAGGCGGUGUUCGGCGAGAAUUGGGCGAUGGACGACGAGCACUUCUAUCCGGGCAAAGAUGUGCUCCGACGACGCGGAAUCUAUUUGAUCGUCACCGCCAAAGACGGCCAAAGUGUUUUGCGGCGGCGGCACGCCAAAGAGUUUCUCGAGAUCCUCAAUUGGGUGUCGGCCGAGAAGUUCGUCUCGCGCAACGGCUCGACGUUCACUUAUAAGCAUGUCUGCCUUCAUUUUCAGAAUGAUUGCUUUUCGAACACCCACGCGAAAUUGUUGGCCGACGUCUACUCCAAAAAUCAUUCGGACGCCUUCAACAUCACGUUUCCAAUUUAUCGCAGUCAAUAUGCCACCGAGCCCAUCGACAUAUCAAAGGUUCUCGGCAACGUGACGCUCGAUGCGAACAAUCGUGUCGCGUCGGCUUCGGCGUGGAUGAUCCUCUACCAGUUGCGCCAAUUCGGCGACGAUGUCGCGCGAUUGUCGAACGAUUUCGAGCAGGGUCUCGCCGCGAAAAUCGAGCGCGGCGAAACGCCGACGCGACUACUCAAUUUGUACUAUUUCCAUUCGACGACGUUCGACGAGGAGCUCGAAAAAGAGAAUCGACGAUUGGUGCCAAAGUUCUCGAUCACCUUCACCGUUCUCAUCGUUUUCGCCGUGUUGACGACGUUCACUAUCAAAUUUGUCGACAUCGACGAUCGACGACGACCGCUCAUCGAUUGGGUGUUGAGCAAACCGCUGCUCGGCGUCGCCGGCGUCGUUUGCACACUGUGCGCCAUCGUCUCAUCGACCGGAUUGCUAAUGAUGUUCGACGUAACAUUCGUCGACAUGUGCACCGUGAUGCCGUUCCUUUCAUUGACCAUCGGCAUUGAUGACACGUUUCUGAUGCUUGCCGCUUGGCACGAGACCGAUCGCAAUGAUCCGUUCGAGAAGCGCAUUGAGACGUCGAUGAGGCAUGCGGCGGUGUCGAUAUCGAUUACGAGUCUAACCGACAGUCUCGCUUUUUUAAUUGGCUCGAUUGCACCACUGCCAGCGGUGAUCUACUUCUGCUAUUACUCAGCGGCCGCGAUCGCGUUCAUCUUCGCCUACUGUAUGACGAUGUUCGUGGCGGUGCUCUCGCUUCAAGGCCGCCGCGAGCAAAACGCGCAGCAUUCCGUCGACGGCUCCGACACGCUGGACAUCGACACCGAAUACGGAAGCGCGUCGAAACUCGAUCUGUGCUUUCGAAUGGGUAGUCGCGCUCGAAAAUUGAACGAGCCGAACAAUAAUGAGAGCGAGAAGGCGCAUCAUGACGGCCGAAUGUGGUAUCAGCGGUUGUUCGAAGACAAUUACGCGCCAUUCAUCGCCCGGCCGAAUAUUGGUGUGUUGAGUCUAUUGGCGUAUGCCGCCUAUCUUACGAUAGCCUUCUAUGGUUCGCAAAAAUUGGAAAUCGGAUUCGACCUCAUCAACAUCGUUCAAGAGCGCUCGGCGUCGCGGACAUUCCUCGAGGUUCGCGAUCGGCUGUUUCCCGACGACACGAAACUCAUGGAUGUGGCGAUAAUGCGAUGUCCCGAUCUCGCCGAUCAACACCAUCGCCGCCAAUUGUUGGCGAUCAUCGACGAGCUCGAGACGACCUGGUGCUCCGUGGGACGCAAUUCCACACAAUUUUGGCUGUUCGAACUCGAGAAGUACGUCAGAAAUUUGGGAUUCGCCACCAAUUUUGACGAUAUUCUUAAUGAUCCGAAGAAGCUCUCAAAAACGAAAAAGACGUUCCUCAUGUCGAACGAGAAGUUCGCCUACGACGUUCUCGACGACACGAAAUUCCGUUUGUCGACAAGACUGAAGAACGUGGGAAGCGAUGAGCUCAUCUCGAAAUGUGCGGCGACAAUGAGGAGCCUCUGCGCGAAACACUCAAACUUCUCCAUCACCACUUAUUCGCCGUUGUGGAACUUCGCCGAUGAGUUCGACAUCAUGUGGCCGCAGACAAUGCAGGACGUCUACAUUUCAAUUGCUGUCAUGGUGCCGGUCGCCCUGCUAUUCAUUCCGCAACCGCUUUGCUCGCUCAUCAUUGCGCUCAACAUCGCUUCCAUCGCGUUUGGCGUCAUCGGUUCAAUGUGGUUUCUCGGCGUGAGUCUCGACGCGACUUCCAUGAUCACCGUCGCGAUGAGCGUCGGCUUCUCUGUUGAUUUCGCCGCCCACGUCUCCUACGCGUAUAUGACCGAGAAUCGAGGCGAUGGCGACGACGACGCGGUUUUGUCGCGAUUCCGCCGCACGCUGGGCACCGUCGGCUGGCCGGUCAUUCAGGCCUCGUUCUCGGUGCUUCUCGGCGUCUCAUCCCUAUACUUCGUCGACAGCUACGUCGUCCAAACGUGUUUUCGGACGGUGGUCCUUGUGAUCCUCUUCGGCACCACACACGCCCUCCUCUUUCUGCCGCUUCUCCUCCUCAAUUCUCACAAGCUUUAUGUCCAUAUGAAAGGCGAUUAA
Caenorhabditis bovis is the source of this 2817-nucleotide messenger RNA. NCBI's taxonomy places the organism in Eukaryota, Metazoa, Nematoda, Chromadorea, Rhabditida, Rhabditidae. The record is from the annotation of a GenBank genome assembly.